Trichosurus vulpecula (common brushtail) is the source of this 4651-nucleotide messenger RNA. It is a transcript of the gene USP20, whose product is annotated as ubiquitin specific peptidase 20. Bases 278 to 3004 code for a protein of 908 amino acids. Gene Ontology annotation, biological process: protein deubiquitination. NCBI's taxonomy places the organism in Eukaryota, Metazoa, Chordata, Mammalia, Diprotodontia, Phalangeridae. Gene Ontology annotation, molecular function: zinc ion binding; cysteine-type deubiquitinase activity. The transcript is spliced from 27 exons. The record is from RefSeq and is a predicted model, not a curated record.
GGUCCAGGGGUGCUUGAAGUUACAGUCCGAGCCUGGGAGAGGCGAGGCGGAGACCGAGGAGGGCGAGGACCGGAGGAAGGGGCCGGAAAACGUAAGCUCCUGAAGGGGAGAGACUGUUUCCUUUUUUACCUUUGGAUACUUAGCAUCAUACCUGGCACUCAGGCUCUUUGGUAUAAUCCUGAUCAGCUUCUUCCAAAGGAGCUGAAACAUUGAGUCAUCUGUAGCAGAAUGUUUGCAGCUGCCCGGUGGAGUCACCUAGAGGUGAACUAGUGUAAGAAUGGGAGACUCCAGAGAGCUUUGCCCUCAUCUUGAUUCUAUAGGUGAGGUCACCAAAGAGGACUUAAUACUAAAAUCCAAGGGGACUUGCCAGUCCUGUGGAGCAGGAGGACCGAACCUCUGGGCCUGUCUCCAGGUUGCUUGCCCUUAUGUUGGCUGUGGGGAAUCUUUUGCCGACCAUAGCACCCUUCAUGCAGAGGCCAAAAAGCACAACCUGACUGUGAACCUCACCACCUUCCGUGUGUGGUGUUACGCUUGUGAAAAGGAAGUAUUCUUGGAUCAGAGGUUGGCAGCACACCCACCAUCUCCACCAUCCAAGUUCUCAGAGCAGGAGACUCCAUUGCCUUCUCACCCUUUGAAAGCCGUUCCUAUUGCGGUGGCCGAUGAGGGGGAAUCUGAGUCUGAAGAUGAUGACCUGAAACCUCGAGGCCUGACUGGUUUGAAAAACCUUGGGAAUUCCUGCUACAUGAAUGCAGCCCUACAGGCACUCUCUAACUGUCCCCCUUUGACCCAGUUCUUCUUGGAGUGUGGGGGACUGGUGCGAACUGACAAGAAACCAGCCUUAUGCAAAAGUUACCAGAAGCUGGUCUCAGAGGUCUGGCACAAGAAGCGGCCAAGCUAUGUGGUGCCUACCAGUCUGUCCCAUGGAAUCAAGUUGGUCAAUCCCAUGUUCCGAGGUUAUGCCCAGCAGGAUACCCAAGAGUUCCUACGAUGUUUGAUGGACCAGCUACAUGAAGAACUCAAGGAGCCAGUGGCAGCUGACAUGAGGGACUCUGACUCCAGUGACUCAGAAGAGAAGCGGGAGGGUGACCGGAGCCCUUCAGAGGAUGAAUUCCUCUCCUGUGACUCCAGCAGUGAUAGGGGUGAGGGGGAUGGGCAAGGCAGGGGGGUGGGAAUGGGCAACACCCUGGCAGAGACUGAGUUGCUGAUCCAGGAUGAAGCGGGCAGGGGGAUUUCAGAGAAGGAGAGGAUGAAGGACAGAAAAUUCUCCUGGGGCCACCAGCGAACUAGCUCUGAGCAAGUCGAUGAGGAUGCAGACGUUGAUACCACCAUCACCGCCAUCGAUGAUCGCCCCACCGAAGCCCUCCCCUCACCACGCUCUACCAGCCCGUGUAGGACGCCAGAGCCAGAUAACGACGCCUCCAUGCGCUGCUCCUCCCGCCCUUGCAGCCCCGUCCACCACGAGGCACACUCCAAGCUGUCGAGCAGCCCGCCACGCUCUAGCCCUGUGAGAGUGGGACCAUCCUAUGUACUCAAGAAAGCCCAGGUGCUGGCUGCUGGAAAGAAGAAGAAAGAGCUUCGGUACCGUAGUGUCAUCUCAGACAUCUUUGAUGGUUCCAUCCUCAGCCUGGUGCAGUGCCUCACCUGUGACAGAGUAUCCACCACCGUAGAGACAUUUCAAGACCUGUCACUGCCCAUCCCCGGGAAGGAGGACCUGGCCAAGCUGCACUCGGCCAUCUACCAGAAUGUGCCAGCCAAGCCAGGGGCGUGUGGGGAUAGCUACACGUCCCAGGGCUGGAUUGCCUUCAUCAUGGAGUAUAUUCGACGGUUAGUGGUAUCUUGCAUCCCCAGCUGGUUUUGGGGUCCUGUUGUCACCCUGGAAGACUGUCUUGCUGCUUUUUUUGCUGCUGAUGAGUUGAAGGGGGACAAUAUGUAUAGCUGUGAACGAUGUAAAAAAUUACGAAAUGGAGUGAAAUAUUGUAAAGUUCUUCAGUUACCUGAGAUUCUGUGCAUUCAUUUGAAGCGUUUUCGGCAUGAAGUGAUGUAUUCAUUCAAAAUCAAUAGCCACGUCUCCUUCCCCUUGGAAGGUCUUGAUCUACAGCCCUUCCUUGCCAAGGAGUGUGUCUCCCAGAUCACCACCUAUGACCUCUUAUCUGUCAUCUGCCAUCACGGUACAGCAGGCAGUGGCCACUACAUCGCCUACUGUCAGAAUGUUAUAAAUGGCCAGUGGUAUGAGUUUGAUGAUCAGUAUGUCACAGAGGUCCAUGAGACAGUGGUCCAGAAUGCAGAGGCAUAUGUCCUUUUUUAUAGAAAGAGCAGUGAGGAGGCAGUGCGGGAACGUCAGCACGUGGUAUCUCUGGCCACCAUGAAGGAGCCCAGCUUGCUCCAGUUCUAUAUUUCCCGCGAGUGGCUCAAUAAAUUUAACACAUUUGCUGAACCAGGGCCCAUUACAAACCACACGUUCCUCUGUUCUCAUGGAGGAAUCCCACCCAAUAAAUACCAUUACAUUGAUGAUCUUGUGGUGAUCCUACCCCAGAAUGUGUGGGAAUAUCUCUACAACAGGUUUGGUGGUGGCCCUGCUGUGAAUCAUCUCUAUGUAUGCUCAGUCUGUCAGGUAGAGAUAGAAGCCCUGGCCAAGAGAAGGCGGAUUGAGGUCGACACCUUCAUUAAGCUGAACAAAGCAUUUCAAGCAGAGGAAUCCCCCAGUGUCAUCUAUUGCAUUAGUAUGCAGUGGUUCCGGGAAUGGGAGGCCUUUGUUAAGGGCAAAGACAAUGACCCUCCUGGACCCAUUGACAACAGCAAGAUAGCACUGAUCAAAGGAGGCGGCCACGUCCAGCUGAAGCAGGGAGCUGACUAUGGACAGAUUUCAGAGGAGACCUGGACUUAUCUGAAUACCCUUUAUGGAGGCGGUCCUGAGAUUGCAGUCCGACAAAGCAUUGCUCAGUUGCAGGAACCAGAGAACCUGCAUGGGGAACAGAAGAUUGAGGCAGAGACCCGGGCUGUGUGACCCUGGGUCCAACUUGUUCCACAAGAUUGUCUCUUGCCAGAGGACGGGGGUCUUUGCACCUGUGAAGAGGCCGAGUGCUUGGGAAAUGCAAACGUAUCAAGAGGCAAAAACGUUCUGGUUCACAGUGAGCAGUGCUGCAACUAGGAAAUAUAUUAACUUGCAGGCUUGUUAAAGCUAUCAAGACUUUGUAACAUUCUUUUUGGUUUUUGUUCUGAUGGCGCACAAAUUAAUCGUAGUUAAUGUUCCUGAAACUUUCCCAUAGGUUAGCUCUUCCAGCACCAAUGACUGCUUGGGCGGUCUGUGAGCGGGUCUGGGCUCCACAGGCUCAGCCUUGCUGUCUGCUUGUCUGCUGUGUUCUCAGGGGAUGAAGGUAGGAGAAGUGAUUAUUCAAAAGGAUUUCUAAUUGUGCAUUAGGUCCAGUGUCCUUGGAAACUCUAGGUGUGCGCAGCAAGAGUAAUGAGAAACCAAACCUAGCCCGGAGUCUCUUCGUAUUACCUUUACCCUCUUGCUUUCCCCCCACCCAUCAGAUACCUUUAGCAGAAUCUCAGUUUGGAGGGAUUGGAAAGAUUUCAUGAUUCAAAACCAGAUGCCUCCCCCGCUUGCAGAAGAGAAAUGCCAAGCCUAGUCUCAAUAUUUUCCCAUCCAACAGGCAUACAUUGGAGACUCAAGGAACUGCUCUGUCCACCUGUUGGGGAGCUGGGGGAUCCAAAACAUUCUUUGGAUACUAGCUACUGGAAGGUCCCUGUUUGGUCUUAAUACACAUGCUAUAAAGUCAGAUGAACAAGGGCCUCUGGUCUGAGGCGGGCUCAGAAACAGCCAGCCAUCCCUGACCACGGUUCAGCAGGGAGUCAUCUCAAAUGCAGAGUACCGUGGGGGGAGGGCUUAGUGAGGCUUCGUGUCAGAGGGGAAAAAAAUCUUUCCACUUGACUCACUUGCUGCUUAAUGCAGGUUCCCUUAAAUGGCAGGAUGAUAGAACAUAGCCCUCCUUUCCUCCUUCUUGCUCCUAAAUAUUUAUUAGCUGUGUAGCCUUGGCAGGGAAAAGGGGCCAGAUCCACCCUGGUCUGGUUCUGAAACUUAUCUGUGAACCUAUGCUACCCAUCCUCCUUCCCCCUCAAACUCAGCCCAACCCAUUGUGAACUGCCCCAGCUUGUGUGACCAGACGCACUUUUCAGCUAACACCAAAGCCCAGGUAAGAAGGGGCGGGUGAUUCACCCAGUAGAGAUAAAAGCAAGAUGGGGCAGAGGUGGGGGGGGGCGUGGCUUGGAGCAUAAGGAGCAGUUGGUUGGCACCCAGUGGGGACCUUUUAGAAGUGAACAUUAGCCAAAAUCCUAGCAGCUGUGCUGCCCAGAAAACCGAAAACCUUUGCACAAUGUGUCGGGGUUUCUUGUUACGUUGUUUCCCUGGAUCCUGCUCUUUUCCCAGUGAGACAGCGACAUGCAUGUUGAUCAAAGAAUGAGCCACUGUUGGACCUUGUUCCAUUCAAUGCUCUUUUGUGAACUGCUGCAGCGAGCUCUGAGCCUCCUGCAGAGCCUCUAGGUCCGCAUGUUCUCGUACUGUUCGUGUUGUAUAGAUUCUGCUGUACAGAUUGUAAUAACAUUUCUGUGUUCAGGUUUGUGCUCAGUGUCAUAAUAAAUACAUGUGCAUUCA